Molecule: messenger RNA, 1761 nt
Organism: Humulus lupulus (European hop)
Lineage: Eukaryota; Viridiplantae; Streptophyta; Magnoliopsida; Rosales; Cannabaceae
Product: probable UDP-arabinopyranose mutase 5
Exons: 3
Coding region: 246-1541 (431 amino acids)
Biological process (GO): UDP-L-arabinose metabolic process; plant-type cell wall biogenesis
Cellular component (GO): Golgi apparatus; cytosol
Molecular function (GO): UDP-arabinopyranose mutase activity
Source: RefSeq, a predicted model, not a curated record
CCCGAGACGGAGAGAACGAAACGUAUCACAGACACAGUUGUUGUAAACAAAGGCAUCGUCAAGAAGAGUAUCUGCAACUUCGGCACCCAAGCUUUUUGACUUUUUCUUUUCCCCCUAAUUUUUGGUUGUAGAGAGAGAAAACUGGUUCAGAAGGAGAGAGAAAGAGAAAGAGAAAGAGAAAGAGAGUAUGAUUUAUUAAUUUAUACAUAAAUUUAUUACACAUAUUUAUGAGUAUUAAAAAGUGAAUGAGAAACCCGCCUUCUCUGCUAUCUCUCUCUGUUGACUCUGCUCUCCAUAAUCUCUCUCGCAUCUCUGAUCUCUCUCCUCUCCCUGAGCACAUCCUCCUCGACCUUUUCCUGAAAACAUUGAAAGCUGGAAAGCUUAACGAGAGAGUUCUCAAGUUGUUCAUUGCAACUGGCAAAGAUGAAGUACUUGCAGUAAUCCAGGCACUUAAUAUUCGCGAGAUUAUUGCUCCUGUAAUUCCUAGUAGUACCACAAACUUUACUGUCAAUCAUGAUAAGAUUGACAUUGUGAUUGCUGCCCUCCAUCCUGACCUGACAUCAUUCCUAAAUGAUUGGAGACCUGUAUUUUCUCCAUACCACCUGAUUAUAGUAAAAGAUCUUGAUAUGAAAGAGGAACUUAUAAUACCUGAUGGCUUUAACGUUGAUGUCUUUACAAAAUCUGACAUGGACCGUGUGGUUGGUUCCUCUUCUUCAAUUCUCUUCUCUGGCUACUCAUGCCGUUAUUUUGGCUUCCUUGUGUCCCAGAAGAAGUACAUUGUCUCUGUUGAUGAUGACUGCACCCCUGUCAAGAAUGACGAUGGUUCUGUAGUAGACAUUGUGGCCCAGCAUAUUGCCAACCUUACAAGUCCAGCAACCCCUUUCUUUUUCAACACACUUUAUGAUCCUUACCGAAAGGGAGCAGAUUUCGUUCGUGGCUACCCAUUUAGCCUGCGGAGUGGGGUUUUGUGUGCUCUGUCAUGUGGAUUGUGGCUAAAUUUGGCAGACUACGAUGCACCAACACAAGCUCUCAAACCAGAACUGAGGAAUUCACGAUUUGUGGAUGCCGUCCUGACUGUUCCAGCUAGAACCUUGAUGCCUUUAAGUGGAAUCAACAUUGCUUUCGAUCGUGAGUUGGUUGGACCAGCACUGUUUCCAGCUUUAAGGUUGGCAGGAGAAGGGAAGUUUAGGUGGGAAACAAUGGAAGAUAUUUGGUCUGGAAUGUGUGUGAAAGUUAUUUGUGAUCACCUUGGCUUUGGGGUUAAAAGUGGACUGCCAUAUGUGGAGAGAGCAGAGAGAGGCAAUGCUGUUGACAGCUUGAGAAAAGAGUGGGAAGGGGUCAAGCUGAUGGAGGAAGUUGUUCCUUUCUUUCAGGCGCUGAGGUUAAACCCUGAGAGCGUUAAAGCUGAGGAUUGUGUUAUUGACAUUGCAAAAGAAGUGAAGGACCAACUGGGAAAGGUGGAUCCUGUGUUUGGUCGUGCUGCUGCAGCCAUGGUGGACUGGGUGAGGCUUUGGAAAGCAGUGGGAUCUAGUUCUUCCUGAACUUGGUGACUAGUGCUUGUUGCUGUGAUUGCGUCAUAUUUGUCAUAUGUUUUUUUUACUUGGUUUUCCAUUGUCAUUUGUUGUUGAUGUUUGUUUUGCCCCUUGUUACUAACUUAUAGCUGACAUAAUUAAUAUGAUGUGUUGGAAUUGGAAUAAUAGAUGGCAUGUUAACUGCUGUCGUUAUGAAGAGAUUUAUAAAUAUAUGGUUUAUUUUAUAUUA